AUCCAAAAUACAAGUAUCCCAGCUACUACUAGGCUCGGGUCGUCGUCAUUUAUUGAUAUUUCAUGACAUGGGAGAAUGGAACUACUAUUCCGCCGCCUGUCAAAAGAUGCAGCUGCAUGGUUGAACUGAUUCUCCCCAUUACAAGCAAAUCCUUCGCAUCCCGACUCCUUUAAAUACAAUCCCCGCCACCCUUUCCUUGAUGCAAAGCAAGACGUGUGAUUUUACGCUUGCUGACCCCGCCAUACUACGUCUCUUUGGGAGCCUUGAACCCCUUUAGUAACGCAACCGUCUCCUUUCCUCAGACACAGAAUCGAGGCGCCAAAAUGUCUCUUGUCGGCCGCGUUGUUCCUGAAGGAUAUAUUGAGGGCUUCGUCUGUACUCUCGCCACUUGCGAUGUCCACCAAUGGGGGUUUGUGAAAUACAUCCCGUCGUUGGGGGGGAACCUGUUCUUUCUUAUUCUCAUAUGCGCCUUUAUAUUUGCCCAGAUAUGGCUGGGUAUCAAAUACCGUACAUCUUCAGUCUGUAUGUGUAUGCUUGCGGGCCUUGUACUUGAGAGUGCGGGCUACAUCGGCCGUAUCCUUCUUCACAGCAACCCUUUCUAUCGGCCUUAUUUUUUGCUGUACUUGGUCUGUCUUACGCUGGGGCCCGUCUUCUUUGCAGCAGCUAUCUAUCUCUGCCUGGGUAGAAUUGUGGUUAUUGUUGGGGAAGAGAUUAGCUGGCUGAAGCCUCGGACGUACACGUUCGUAUUUGUGGCAUGCGAUGUUUUAAGCUUGUUGAUCCAGGCCGUUGGGGGGGUCAUCGCGUCGAUUUUCCCAUUGACCAACCCGACCAUGAUUGAUCUCGGCACUCACAUCAUGGUUGCUGGUCUUGCCAUCCAAGUUGCAAGUCUCACAGCUUUUACAAUCAUUGGUGUUGAGUUUGCAUUGCGGGUGUACAAGAACCGAAAUCAUCUGAACCCUACCCAUGCCGACGUCUACAACUCCCAGAGAUUUAAGCUCUUCCUUGGAGGCCUCACUCUCGCUACUGUAUGUGUCUUCACGCGGUCGGUAUUCCGUGCCGCCGAGCUUUCUGGCGGCUUCGCCGGCCAUCUUGCGAACAACGAAGUAUCAUUCAUGAUACUAGAUGGCGCCAUGAUUAUGAUUGCGUGUGGCGCAUUUACUCUUCUGCAUCCGGGGUACUGUUUCACCAAAGCUGGCUGGGCCGCAGCUACCUAUCCGUUCUUCAACAAGAAUGAGGAAAAAAUAGCACGAAAUAAGGCACGAGAUGAAAGACGGGAAGUCAAACAACAGGCUAUCAUUGAUGCUAAGGAGAAACGAUUUAAUAGAGGCCCCAAGGUAGUGCCUCUGGCACGAGCGGAAAGUGGUGAAAACACAGGACAUGGUAGUGACGGGAGCUUAGGAGCGAGUGAGAAGAUCCCCGAAACCGUUGGAGAUAUCCAGAAGGCACCGCACGCUCAAUAGAAAUUGCAUGGGUUGUAAUAAGUCAAGAACCAGCCAGAUGAGCUAGAGGGUCUAAGUAGUGACAAUUGUUGCAUUUGUGCUUCCUCGGCAUGGCAUAAUUACGGUAUAAUAUAAUUUACAUAUUCACCACACAUACAGGACUAUUAGUACCAAUUUCUAUAUUUUCUU
Pseudogymnoascus verrucosus is the source of this 1628-nucleotide messenger RNA. RefSeq lists its product as uncharacterized. Gene Ontology annotation, cellular component: plasma membrane; fungal-type vacuole. The transcript is spliced from 3 exons. Lineage: Eukaryota; Fungi; Ascomycota; Leotiomycetes; Thelebolales; Thelebolaceae. The record is from RefSeq and is a predicted model, not a curated record. Bases 324 to 1460 code for a protein of 378 amino acids.